Molecule: messenger RNA, 1024 nt
Organism: Nanorana parkeri
Lineage: Eukaryota; Metazoa; Chordata; Amphibia; Anura; Dicroglossidae
Gene: TMEM72
Product: transmembrane protein 72
Exons: 5
Coding region: 206-1021 (271 amino acids)
Source: RefSeq, a predicted model, not a curated record
CUGGAGUCAUGGAAUGUACUGAGGAGGUGAGAACAGCAGCAUUAACUGGAUGUUUGUGGACAGAGCCUGUUGCUUCACGGUCACAUACACUUUGGGAUUCUUGUUUUCAAAACACUCAGAAGCACAGCUUUCCACCGCGUGAAAGCUUGUGAUGUCUGUGAUGCUGAAGGUGGUGUCAGUACAGUGUCAUUAGCCAGUAGUUACAAUGCAGUGCCAGGCAAGCUGGGUGGUAUUAGAAGGCAUCUGUAGAUUCCUGGGGGUGUGUACAGCUGCAGUGCUAAUUGGUGUUGGGAUUGAAACUCUGCAAAAGGGACAAUUUCCAAGUCUGGCCUAUUAUUUACUGUUUUCAUCAGCAGCCGUGUCAUUCUGUGAAGGUGUUUUCUUCAUACACAUGUUUCUCAUGCACUGUAUAAGAUGGCAGUCAGAACCCCGUCUGUAUGUAUGCUUACGGAAAACAGCACGAAUGGGAGGAUUUCAGAAGUUCCUUGGGUAUGGCAUACUGUCAGUGGCCUGCUUCCUUCACCCAGUACUGGUCUGGCAUGUCACAAUUCCAGGAACCAUGUUAAUUGUUACUGGGAUUGCCUAUCUUUUUUUGAGUAAACGAAAGAAGACUAAGAGCAAGGAUUGCGUUUUGCAGGCUGAAUAUUACACAGACCCAUCUACCACAGCCAUUGCUAUGACCAGAGCUGGAGACACAGAGCAAACUUACACUUUCAAUGACUCCCUGCGCCAGAAGAGAGAAUCUCUACUCACCCAUAUGAGAAGCAUCCUCAAAGUAAAGAAGGACCGCCAACCAUCUAAGAAAGACCAAGGUCGCAUGGAUGCUUCUAUAGACUUAUGUGCUAAAAAGAAACAGGUUCACUUUGAGGAAAAGGUUAUUAAAAUCAUCCCCUUGGAGGAAGGCAUUCUUGAAGACCAGGACAGUGAGUUGGAGGUGACAAUUUCAGAUACUAUUCCCAUCAUACCCAGUGAGCCCAAACAGGUUUUGAACACCACACCCAUGACAUCUGGCAUUUUUUAAAGG